Messenger RNA from Prunus armeniaca (apricot), 1860 nucleotides. NCBI's taxonomy places the organism in Eukaryota, Viridiplantae, Streptophyta, Magnoliopsida, Rosales, Rosaceae. The record is from the annotation of a GenBank genome assembly.
AUGGCGUUGGCAGUGCCGGUGUGGUGGGAAGGUCAUGAGAUUGCUGGUCUCAUACAUGGCGUUGGCAGUGCCGGUGUAUGGGAAGAUGCCGGUGUGGUGAUGAUACUGUCUGCGCGCGUAGGACUUGAUAUGAGAUUUGUGAGCUACACGUGGCGUUGGCAGUGCCGGCGUGUGAGCUAUGGAGUUCCGUCCCCCGGUUGGACUACUCAUCCCUGGACGCGGGUUCAUGUUCGAAAAUCCUGCGUACCAGCCAACAAUCCCCCGGUUGGAUUGUCUUCCCCGGGGAGACUCUGCCAAAAUUUUGGUAGGAUGUCUUGGGUUUUUAGUAAGUGGGCCCGGCAUCGGUGUGAUGUCGGCACCAAAACAGGGUCCGCCCCAGUUUCGGGGGAAAUUCCGGGGCGGGUCCUGUCAGCUUGGUAUCAGAGCACUAGAACCAUGUCGACUCGUCGACCAAGAACGCGAGGUCGUGGUCAGAGAUGGGGGCCAAAUCCUCCACCACCAUCUCCGUCACCACUUCCUUCGCCACUAGUUCCAUCUCCUCCACCAUCUCCACCUGCUGGAGAGAAUGCCUUGGACUUGCGCCAGGUGCUAAGCCAAUUUACGCGCACGAUGACUACCGCCUUGCGGGGGAGGCGUGGCACAGAAAGUUCUGAAAUCAAAAGGGUAAAGGAACUUGGGGCAAAAGAGUUCAUGGGUGGCCCAGACCCAGCAGAGGCUGAGAGUUGGAUCUCUGAUGUGGAGAGGAUUUUUGAGGUGCUGGAGUGCCCAGAUGGGGAUAGAGUCCAUGAUGCGUGGUUGGAAGCCGAUUUGAUUCCCUUAGAUUUGGUGGAUUUCGAUGUUAUUUUGGGGAUGGAUUGGCUAGAGAAGCAUCAUGCGUCCGUGGAUUGUUUCCGGAAGGAAGUGACACUCCAGAGUCCAGGACAACCCAAAGUGAUAUUCCGGGGAGAACAUAGAAUCCUCCCUACUUGCCUUAUCUCUGCUAUUACAACUAAGAGGUUACUCCAGAAAGGGUGUGAAGGAUUCUUAGCUCAUAUCAUCGACACUCGAGAGAUCACCUUGAAUCUGGAAGAUAUUCCCGUUGUUAGUGAGUUUCCUGAUGUCUUUCCAGAUGAUCUUCCUGGGUUACCUCCUGAAAGGGAAAUCGAGUUUACUAUUGAACUCCUUCCAGGCACCAAUCCUAUCUAUCUAACUCCUUAUAGGAUGGCACCAUCCGAACUUCGGGAGUUGAAGACUCAGUUGCAGGAAUUAGUGGAUAUGGGUUUCAUCCGACCUAGUGUUUCCCCAUGGGGUGCACCGGUGUUGUUUGUGAGGAAGAAGGAUGGGACCAUGAGGUUAUGUAUUGAUUACCGGCAGUUGAAUAAGGUGACAGUACGUAACCGGUAUCCUUUGCCUCGGAUUGAUGAUUUGUUCGAUCAGUUGAAAGAUGCCAAGUAUUUCUCUAAGAUUGAUCUGAGAUCAGGGUACCAUCAAUUGAGGAUUAGAGAAGAGGAUGUUCCUAAGACCGCAUUCAGAACGCGGUAUGGUCAUUAUGAAUUUCUGGUGAUGCCGUUUGGACUGACGAAUGCUCCAGCAGCGUUUAUGGAUCUCAUGAACAGAGUGUUCCGACCAUACUUGGAUCACUUUGUGAUUGUGUUCAUAGAUGAUAUCUUGGUUUACUCUAAGACUUUGGAAGGGCAUAAGAAGCAUCUAAGAUUGGUAUUAAGGACUUUAAGGAGGAAGCAGCUUUAUGCCAAAUUUAGCAAGUGUCAGUUUUGGCUUGAUAGAGUGGUAUUCCUUGGACAUGUAAUCUCAACGGAAGGGAUUUAUGUGGAUCCGCAGAAAGUUGAGGCUAUUGUGAAUUGGGUGCAACCACAAGUGUGA